GAAAUGAGGAAGGCAAAAGAGCUGAUCCUACUUAAUCCUAAAUGGGGCAUCAGAGCAUAUGAUGAAAAGAAAAAACUUGUUGAGGCCGAUACAGGAAAAACGCCGCUGACUGAGGACCAAAUAUCCCACCUCCAGACUGAUCCGGACCGGGGUCUGAUCACAAGGGUCUGGAGAUCCAUGGAAAAAAUCCUCUUUGGACUCAUCCUCCUUCUUAUUUGUGUAGGAGUGGUGAUAGUUGGGUUCUUCAGCUGGCGCUACCACAGAGGUCAAGUGGAACGGGAACAGAAGUGUGUGUUUGAGCUGGUGGAGAAAAUCAUAGAUUUAGUGAAGGAUAAUUAUGAACUACACCAGGAGAACAACAGACAUCCAGAAUUUAUUGCUGUUUCCCAUGUCCGAGAUCAGCUGUUACCACCGAAACAAAGACAGAAGCUGAGGCCCCGCUGGGAAAAAGCCGUGAAGUUUAUCGAGGCGAACGAGUCGAGAAUCCGAAUCGAGAACCAGACAGUCCAGGGGGAGGAUUUCUUAGUCUGGAAGUGGCUCCCGGCUUGCUCCAAUGGAGGAAAAUACUGGCAGGGUCAAGCGUUUGGUGAGAACAACGCAUCGUCAGGUGGUGGAGGGGCCCUGCCCUAUAGCCCUACCCCGUGUCUGAAAAUCAGAAACAUGUUUGAUGCAGAAAUGGAAACAGACGAGGAUUGGGAAGUGAAUGUUCAGGAUGCCAUAUUGGAAAAGUGCAAAGGAAUUAUGGGAAUUCUCCAUAUCUAUGUGGACUCCAACUCGAAGGAGGGGUGUGUGUACAUUAAAUGUAACAGCUGUGAGACGGCCUACAGUGUGUACAAAUCUCUUCAUGGCUGGUGGUUUGAUGGUCGUUUAGUGACGGUGAAGUAUUUACGACUUGAACUCUAUCACAAUAAGUUCCCCGACUCCAGGCGAGCGCAGAAAUCCCUCCACCCCUCCAAUAGUAAGAAGGCUUCCAUGGCUCAGCCAUACCAUCGAUCUACACUGGAGAUGACGUAAUGUGUAACUGUGUCCAGAUUUCUGUGUCGACAUUUGAUGACGUAAUGCCUAACUAUGAUUGUGUAACAGAUUUUUAUGUCGACAAUUAAUGAAGUAAUGCGUAAAUGUGUCCAGAUUUCCAUGUCGACAUAUGAUGACGUAGUGUGUAACUACAAUUGUUUAACAGAUUUUUAUUUCAAAAUUUAAUGAAGUAAUGCAUAAAUGUUUCCAGCAUAUUUUUAUGUUGACAGUUAAUGAUAAUGCGUAAAUAUCAUUGUGUAACAGAUUUCUGAGUCAACACUUGAUGACGUAAUGGGUAACUAUGAUUGUAUAACAGAUUUCCAUGUCGACAUAUUAUGAUGUAAUGCGCAAAUAUGUCUAGGUUUCCAUGUCGACAUCUGAGUGCCUUGUAGUCAUGUAUAACACUGAUUUUUCUGUUGUGUAAGAGUGGGUCUGUCAUUACACCUAUCAGUACUCUCGGUACUUUGAUUUUGUUUGUACAUAACUCUUUUAACAGAGCUACUAAGGUAAUGUGUGAGAAAUAUAUAGGGCAUAAAAUUUCAGGACAAGAGUUUGAUGGUAUGUUUUUAAUUAUCAGUGAUUUUCAGUAUGAGUGACAUCUCUUUGUAUGGACUUUUAUUCAUCGUAUUAAAGAGUUAGUUUGAAAGGAAUUUGAUAAAAACAUUAUUUUCGACUGAUGUAACAAAAGAUCAUGUGAUUUUAAGUGAAACAUUCUAAGUACUGCAUAUAACACAUGUAUAAAGUAUACAGUAUAUAUACAUUCAUUUUUUUUCUCUGCCAGUAUUUUUUCACAAGAUCUGUAAGCUUUUUUUUUUUGGUACAAAAAAGAAUUUCUACAUUACAAUCCAAGAUGUCAUAUGUGCAUAUUUUAAGGGUAAAUGUUUUCAACAUAAACCUUCAAAGCAUCUUCUUCUUUUUUUGAUAUUACAUUCAAGAGCAUUACCAAAGAAUUAGGCAAAAAAAAAUUAAUUUCUUGAUUCUCAGGCCCUCCCUCAUCUCUUCCAAGGGUGCCUCAUUGACCCUCUUUAAUUGCUAAAUCAAUAAAAUAAAAGCAACAAAUCACCCCCUCAUCAUUUUUUGAGGUUUUGUAUAAUGUAAAAAGCUGUCUCAUCGUGUUUUGGAGGCUAUAAAUUUUUUUUUAAAAAUGCCUCCCCCCCUCAUCAUAUUUCUUGAAAAAAAGGCCCGAGAACCAAGGAAUUAACUUUGCUUGGCCUUACUGAAAUUUUUUUAUUUUGAAAGAAGUGCUUAAAUUCAGAAAUAACAUCAUGUGUAGCAAUUUUUCUGUGAAGUUUAUUAAGUUGAUAUGGCAAGUCACAUGUAAAAAUAACAGCAAUUCUUCUGUUGUUCGUAAGUUAAUGUUUGACUGUAGAAACCACAGCAAGAAUGGCUGUUGCUUGUUUAAUAGAAAUAACUUUUUGUGUAUGUCACAAAGAAGAUUUGGUUUAAAUGUUUAAAACAAAUACAGUUGUAUACUGUAAACAAACUUUUGUUCAUGACCACUUUAUUUCGCUAUUUAUCGGGGAUAAACUAGUUCCCAAGGAUUAAUGUUCACGAUCAAGCCUUUUUUUGGUAUCUGUUGUUGAUAGACAGACUUAAAGGAUCGGUUUGCCACGAGAAAUAUUCACGAUGUUGAUGCUCUCGCCAAACUCGCAAAAAUUUCUCGCACACGAAUAAAAGUUGGUUUACAAUUACAGUAUGUAGCAGACUACUAGUGUCUGCAUUAUAACGUGUGAGUAAAGUACAUUUCUCUGGUUGUAAGAAAUCAUUACAACUUAAUUAAUUGUAUUGGUAACCUAAUUAAUUGACGCUAAGAUGUUACAGAGACAAUUAAUUCCUAAGAAUAGGCCAGUGGUGAACUGUACAGACAAGUUGUUAGAGUUCUUGUUGAAGACAUUGCAGCUGAUUAUCAUUUGAAUACAAAGAACUAUAUGCGGUAUAUUGCAUAUCUAUCCACAAAAGAAAAAAUUGAAAAGUUCUUAAAAUGUGCUGAAUUUUAUAAAUUGUAUGAGAAAUAUAAAUUAACAGAUCAUAUUAUAGUUUCUAAGUAGUUUAUUGAAAAUUUUUGUUUUUAUGACGUCACAAACUAGCUCAAUAUUAUAUAAUUUUUUAG
Saccostrea cuccullata (small rock oyster) is the source of this 3124-nucleotide messenger RNA. Its product is annotated as inner nuclear membrane protein Man1-like. Gene Ontology annotation, biological process: nuclear envelope organization; negative regulation of BMP signaling pathway. The transcript has 10 exons. Gene Ontology annotation, molecular function: chromatin DNA binding. NCBI's taxonomy places the organism in Eukaryota, Metazoa, Mollusca, Bivalvia, Ostreida, Ostreidae. The annotation marks the transcript as partial. The record is from RefSeq and is a predicted model, not a curated record.